This is a messenger RNA of Nannospalax galili (Upper Galilee mountains blind mole rat), 1061 nucleotides long. It is a transcript of the gene Samd1, whose product is annotated as sterile alpha motif domain containing 1. Bases 143 to 490 code for a protein of 115 amino acids. Gene Ontology annotation, molecular function: protein binding. The transcript is spliced from 4 exons. NCBI's taxonomy places the organism in Eukaryota, Metazoa, Chordata, Mammalia, Rodentia, Spalacidae. The record is from RefSeq and is a predicted model, not a curated record.
UCAGCACCACCAGCUUAAUGGCGAGCGGAGUUCUCAGAGUACGAAGGAAAGGGUCAAGGAAUGGUCCCCUUGUGGGCCCCAUCAGGGCCAGGAUGAAGGGCGGGGGCCGGCACCUGGCAGCGGUACCCGCCAGGUGUUCUCGAUGACAGCUUUGAAUAAGGAAGGGGGAUCAGGAAAACCAGCCCUACCGGGGGCAGAUGGAACACCCUUUGCCUGUCCUUCCGGUCGAAAAGAGAAGCCGACUGACCCAGUGGAGUGGACAGUCAUGGACGUGGUGGAAUACUUCACAGAGGCAGGCUUUCCAGAGCAGGCCACUGCGUUCCAAGAGCAGGAAAUUGAUGGCAAGUCUUUGUUGCUCAUGCAACGGACAGAUGUGUUGACAGGCCUGUCCAUCCGCCUAGGCCCAGCCCUGAAGAUCUAUGAGCACCACAUCAAGGUGCUUCAGCAAGGCCACUUUGAGGAUGAUGAUCCUGAUGGCUUUCUAGGCUGAGCACCCAGCCUUGCCCUUGCCCCAACUAUCCCAGCCUGAAUCACCCCAGACAUCCCCAUAGUCCAGGAACUGGACAGGGGUUACCCUCUGCCCUCUUAAUAGACUCUAAUGAGGGGGUGCUCUUCCUCACUCAUCUGUCCCCUUUGUUUCACACCUCUACCCCUUGGCACAUCCCCUUCUCCACAGCUGUGGGGUAUGGGUGGGGCUUGGCCUACCUAUUUACCCAGGGACACCCUUCCUCCCCAGGCCAGGACACUUUUGGAAAAAAAAAAAUAGGGGAGCUUCCUGUGGCCCCCAAGACCCUCUUCAGUUCAGCCAGAUGUAUCUUAUGUUUUGUUCUGCCUGUACAUCCUGGUGGGUGGUUUUUCCUUCACCCCACCACCAUGUCCCAUACCCAGCCUGCUGCCACCCCCUGCCUUGGCCUCCAGCCUCUGGACAACAGCUGGGGGUGGGGGAGCCCUGGGUCCUCUUCUCCCCUAUCCUUUCUUUCUGACAGUUGUUGCUCCAGCUGGCUGUAUUGCUUUUUAAUAUUGCACCGAAGGUUUUUUAAAUAAAAUUUUAAAAAAAGAAA